This is a messenger RNA of Nezara viridula (southern green stink bug), 1143 nucleotides long. NCBI's taxonomy places the organism in Eukaryota, Metazoa, Arthropoda, Insecta, Hemiptera, Pentatomidae. The record is from the annotation of a GenBank genome assembly.
AUGUGGGAUAAUUAUAACAAAAAAAUUAAUAUUAUAACUAUUCAAUUAUCUCCGUGCAAUAGAAAAAUAUAUAAUUAUAUCUAUUUCUGUUUCAGGUGCAGGUCACUGAGAACGCCAUCGAACCUUCUGGUUCUCAACUUGGCGAUAAGCGAUUUAAUUAUUCUUUCCAAGAUCCCGUUAUUUAUAUACAAUAGCUACAAACAAGGGCCGGCAUUAGGAAGCUUAGGCUGCCAAACGUACGGCUUCAUCGGAGGGAUGACGGGUACCUGCUCCAUUAUGACAUUGGCAGCUAUAGCCUUGGACAGGUAUUACGUGAUCGCAUACCCUCUGAAUAGGGGAUACCACACAACAAGGAUGAGGGCCUUCGUCUGGAUCAUCAUCAUCUGGUUGUACUCCGCAGCAUUCUCCGUGAUACCAAUCGCAGGAGUCGGCAUCAAGCCCUAUGUUCCUGAAGGUUUCCUGACAAGCUGCAGCUUUGACUACCUAGACGAUAGCGAGAACAACAGGCUUUUCAUCUUCGGCUUCUUCGUAGCAGCCUGGGUAAUGCCCUUCACCAUUAUCAUCUUCAGCUACGUGGGUAUCUGUCGGGCGGUCCUCGUCGUCAGCUUCGCCACGAGGAAGGGCCAGGAGAAAGAGAAGAGGAAGAAGGAGCUAAGGUUAGCCGUUGUCGUGAUCGUCGUUAUCAGUUUGUGGUUCGCUGCGUGGACUCCAUACGCCAUCGUCGCACUUCUAGGGAUUUUCGGACAAAAACAUCUGAUCACACCUCUAGCAUCGAUGGUACCAGCAAUUUUUUGUAAAACGGCAUCGUGUGUGGACCCUUUUGUCUACUCACUCAGCCACCCGAGACUGAAAAACGAAUUGUUUAGAGCUCUCUGCCCGAAGAGAUAUGCAAUGGAGCGGGCCGAGACCCAUAAAACUGUGUGGAAGAUGGAGGGAUCUCGAGGUUCCAUGAGCAGGAGAGAUUACCAAACAUCUUUUAGAAACACCCACCAAGAAGAACUGAUAGAUCUCGAAAGCAUAGGAGAGCCCAUGAGAAAAAGAUCAUCUUCUUCAUCUAGUCAAUUUCAGAGCAGGGAUGUGAGUAUCAAAAGCAUAGAUGGUAUAGUAAUUUAAUGUGAAUAAACAUCUUUUUUAUAAACAUUU